Patella vulgata (common limpet) is the source of this 2111-nucleotide messenger RNA. Its product is annotated as dynein regulatory complex protein 10. The record is from RefSeq and is a predicted model, not a curated record. The transcript is spliced from 3 exons. The coding region runs from base 167 to 1666 and encodes 499 amino acids. Gene Ontology annotation, molecular function: protein binding. Lineage: Eukaryota; Metazoa; Mollusca; Gastropoda; Patellidae.
AGAUUGAGCACCGAGGCAGUAUUGACGGAAUCAAAACAUGAUGAGUUUUGUUGAACUUGAAGGUACCGGAAUGUGAAUAAUGGUUAAGGUCGAUAAUUAACAGUAUUUGAAAAAUAUGUUCUGCUUUUACUAGUUUAUUUAAGUAUUUGAGUUAUAUUUGAUAAUAAUGGCUUCUUCUAUAACUGAAACGAUCAGUGUUACUCAACCUGAACCAACAGUUCAUGUGAAACUGCAGUUAAACCAAAAUGUUAAUGUCAAACCAGUGCCCCCACCUGGAGUACCUGUAGGAAGAAUGCGUAAAAUUAAGCUUGACCCAUCAAGAGCAUUGGAACCAGCUCGCAAGAAAAUUGCCACUAUUGAAGCACAGCGGGUAAUGUCCGUAUUUGAAGAGACAAUACGAAGAACAGAAAUAAUAACUCUUUUGCCCCACAUAAUAUCCAAUUUGGAUCGCUUUCGUGUCUCGCUUGGUUCUGAAUUAAUAGAUCUUCUCCAGCACCACCAAGUUAUACAAAACAGUUAUAAUGAAAUUCGUUCAGAACUUGACAAAUACUUAGAAAAACAAACACCAAGUCAGAGUGCCAGAUCAAAAUCGUUUUUAUCCGGAAAAUCGUCUCGUAAAAGUUCAACACCUGGUGGACAGGUGGAGGAUAAUGAGGAAGAAGAGGAUGAAAUUAGUCAACCUCCAUCUCGGAGAUCAAGUGCAUCAAGUAGAAGAUCAGCAGAGGAAGCAGAUGCAAUGCUGGAAGAAAUUAUUCGUAAUUUGUCUUUGGUUGCUCAACAACUUAGUUUUUCAUGUAAAAACAUAUUACGAGCUUUCCAAGUUAACCCUGCUGCAUCUAACACAGUUAUUGCUGAAUAUCGAGUUCGUAAUGAAGAAUGUAAGCAUAUGGUAAUAACCAUGCAAGAACUCAGGGACAUUUUAAUGGGGAAACUUUUAACAACCCCAGAAGAAGAAAAAGAACGAAUGGCAUAUUUAGCAGAAAUAUCACAGCGUGAAAGGUACAAUGCUGGAAUAAUUGAAAAACUUGAAGCUGAACUGAAAUCAGGAAUGGAGGACAGAGAUGAAGAGAUUAGAAAGAAAAAUGAAGUUAUUCGAAGACUGCAGGCAGAUUUACACCAAAUUGAGAAAUUUUCUGAAGAGCACAUACGAAGAGUUAAAGCUGAGGCUGAAAAACAAGAGACAGCUGAUGUUAAAAAUAGUGAGGGAAAACGUCAAAAAUUACAACAAGAAAUAAAUCAACUUCGUACAUCAUUUCAAACUAUGACCACAGAGCACCGAGAGAGUGAACAAGAAUUAAGAAAGAAAAAAUUCAAAGUUGAAACUGAAGUUGAAAACUGGAUACAGAAGUACGAUCAAGAUAUGGGUGAAAGACAGGAUGAAUAUGAAGAAAUUGAUGAAAUAUAUACAGAAGAAAAGAAACAGUUACAUGAAUUAGAAGAAAGAUUUAAAACAUUGGAAACAGAAUACAAACAAAUACAAGAAGAGCGUAGAUUGGCUAGAGAACGUCGUGAGAAGGCAGAACAAGAGAUGGCACGUAUGAUCCGAGCAGCUACGACUGUUCAAGCCUUCUGGAGAUCAUACAAGGUCCGUAAAGCUCUUAAAGCUAAAAAGAAGAAGGGUGGUGGAAAAAAAGGAAAGGGAAAGGGAAAGAAGGGAAAGAAAUAAAUCUUCACAAAAAUAUUUAUAAGAUUGUUUAUGUGAUUGUAAAUUACAAAACCAAAAUAGUAAUUAUAAAGCUCACCAAAUAUGAAAAUGAAGUAUUUAAUGAAAUAAUUUUUCAAAUGCAUAUAAUUCAAUUGUUAAAUUUUUCACAUAAUAUUGUUUUGAAAUUUUAUUUUUUUUAACAAUAGAUGUACCGUACCUGAAUAUGUAGUUUGUUGCUUUCUGGGGGUUUUCACUUUUGUAAUAAAGCUACAUAGAUUACCACAGCAUUACAUCACUGAUUGUAAAUGAAAUAGACACAAUGUCAAUAAUUUUAAGCAGAUUGUAAAUUUUUAUGGAAAUGUACAUGGUCACUAUAGCAUUAAUUUACAUAUUUAAAAUUAUUGUGUUGUUUUUGAGUAUAUUCUGUGUAUGGUUAUAGUUGAGUCUAUGAAAAUUAUCAACAAUA